Symbiodinium natans is the source of this 2775-nucleotide messenger RNA. The record is from the annotation of a GenBank genome assembly. NCBI's taxonomy places the organism in Eukaryota, Dinophyceae, Suessiales, Symbiodiniaceae.
AUGGUGGAGAUAACGCCCCCACUGGCCCACAUGUGCGACCGAUUCAGUCCCGUCAGCAGCCUGGGCGCGUGCCUGUCCACCUCUGGAUUCUUGCUGCCUGCAGCCUUGAGUUUCAGGCAGUGUGGCGAGCAUGCACCAGCAAGCCAACCUGCAACACAUCUGCGCUCUCACAGAGUUGGCUGCAGCCUGCUGCCAUUUGCAGCACAGGUAGCGCAGCGAAGGCGGCACUGGAGGAGCAACCUCCGACGCCUUCGACAGGCCCGGGCGCAAGGACGCGAAGGAUCACAAGCCGAUGGGCUCCAAGCUGCUGGUGCUUUCGGGAUCACGGAUAUCACGGUACGGCAAGAAAUCGAAGAGCGCCUUGGUGCCUUGAGGGGCAAGAUGGAUGCCAUCCGACAAGGUGACGAAGGAGCCAUUCAAAGAAGCCACCGAAAUGGCUCGGAGCUCCAUGGCUCUGUCUUCUGGUGCGACUCAGAUCCAGAUGUGGCCGCCGGCGCUGACGUGCUGCGUGGAUCUGGCCUGGCGCUGCAGACUUUCACCGAGCCGGAGGCUUUGCUGCAGGCGUACGAUGCCUAUCCACAAGAUGUGCUUUGCAUCAUGUCCUCCAUGAUGGAAGGCAAUGGACGCAAGGAGCGCGGUGCUAUGAACGCCUUGGGACUCUUCGCCUCGAUUCGAAGACGAGUGGAGGUCAGUGAGGGCUUGAAGCAGCCGCUCCUGGCUGUGAUCUCUUGUUCUGCAGAUGAAGCGGCUGCACGGGCAGCAGGUGCGGAAAUCGUGGUCUUCGGCAGCCGGAUCAAAGCUCAAAAUCUUGCCACGAGGACUUCCUUGGACACUUUGGAGCAAGACGUGGCUGGUCUGAAGACCAUGCUCGCCGCCACUCCAGCAUCCCAAGACUCGGUGGAGGAGUUGAAGGUUGUCGUUCAAGGAUUUGAGGAUCGCCUCCAGUCACUGGCCUCGAGAGAUGAGGGUCCUCCUCCUGACUGCGAGCACUGCGGGAAUACCUUUGCUCCAGACUCCAACUUCUGCAGACAGUGUGGCAAGCCACGUCGUGGAUCGAAGGAGAGCUCGCCGGAGGGCCUGCAGCGCUUGCAAGCCCAGGUGACUGAUCUCUCCGAGCGCCUCAAUGCGCUCGUCGCGGCGCAAAUCAAGAGAUCUGGCGGCCAAAGAGAGGAGAUUCAAGAUGAGUUUGUGAGCCUUGCCGCCACCUUGCAAAAGGCCUGCAGCUUUUGCUUUGAGUCAGCGCGUCGCACUUCCACGGUAACAUUGGGCCAGGCUGCCGAUGGGCCGAACGACUGGGCUCGGCACCUUAGUUCAGCGGUUGCAGCUUCUGGGGGCGCGGGGACAGUGUCGCGGAGCUUGAAGCUUGCAGUUGCAAGGCCUCGAAGUUUGCCUCCCUGGCACAUCAAGUUGAGGCAUGCGGAAAGCAAGUGGCAGAUGCAGUAUGCAGCUCUCUGCAUGUGUGGUUGGAGCAUUUGUGGCUGGAAGCAGGCCAUGCGAGAUUUGUACUACGAGGCUCAGCCAUGGAACGAAGAAGAUGACAACCCCUGGGAGGAUGUCCCUGUGAGCGACUCGAUGCAUCACAGGAUCGACCAGGGCACCAGCACGACCGAAGCAUCGCCUUCGACAGCUCAUCCUGCAUCUGACGAAGAUUGGCAGGAGCUGAACUCCAGCAGUGUCACGCUCCUUUGUCCAUCGCAAGCUCCUGUGGACCAAUCUCUUGGAGAUGCCAACGCUGGCUUGGCAACUGUGCCAAGUGAAGAUGCUGGGGCACUGGUCGAUGCGGAUGCUUCACCAUGUCAGGACCAGGGGACCAGCAUGACCCCGGUCCUGGCUGAGAGGGCGGUCGCUGAUGCUACAGUUCCUUUACGGACAUCUCCGAGCACCCACAGCGCUGCUGUGCAAGCCACUAUGGACUUUGCUGGGGAGAUUCCCGACGGCUUGCCUAAGGAGUUUUGUGCGGAAGUCGAUCUUGCAACGAGAGAUCGGCACGCACAGACCGAGCCCGCAGGUCCAAGGAAAGCUUCGAAGACCCAAAGGGACCAAGAGCCCCGAAUGCAGCGGACGCAGCGGGCGAAGGGGAUGUCCACGAUGCCGGAGGUUUCGAACGUUGCGCACAGAAGGCAAACAAACCGCUCGGCGAUGAAAGACAAUGGACUGCCGACUGUAUUGAAGGACUUGGCCCAGACGUUCUCUGCGCGGCGCCACUCCAAGGAGGGCCAUCACAAAGAUGCUUCUCAAAAGGAGUCUGUACAGAAGGAUGCUGCUCAGAAGGAGGGCAUCAAGGAUGCCCACAAGGAGGGUGCCCAAAGCCGGCACCAGAAUCCGCGGCCACAGGGCCCUGGUCGUGUUGCAUCCGUGGACGCAAAGGAUCGUCCAUUAUCAGUCUUCGCCAAGCGACAAGCGGGCCAGCUCACGAAGGAAGAGGAACCCGCGAAGCCAAAAUCGGCCGACCCAUCAUCUCGUAAGUCAGCAGACACACCAUCUCGUGAGGAGCGAUCGCCUGAUCGCCGGUCUGGUCGCCCUUCACGACAGGACCACGCUUCCUCGGCUCCAGCGCAGCGCGGCAGACAGUCAACCUCGCCGAAGGAGACCGCGGCUCGUCGGAGCCGAAGCGACGCCGACAAAAAUCGCGACAAGGACAUGAAGGACAUGCCCGAGGUUGACUUGUUCCAGAUACCCGAGCAGCUUCGAGAGGCUCGCCGCCGCACGUCCGAGCUCGAGGCGCAGCUGGCAGAGCUGCGGCAGCGCUUGCAGCAACAAGAGCAUCGGGUGCUG